CUUCCGGCGAGUAUUGUGUGUCGCGCUGCGGGGCGGGGGCGGGGGGAGUAGGAAGGAGGGAGGCAGCGCUCCGGCGGCUCCGCGCCCCGCACUCCCGGACCUGAAGCCGGGAAGUUAAAUAAUGGCAGAGACAAGUCUGUUAGAUGCUGGGGCCUCUGCAGCCUCCACAGCUGCAGCGCUGGAGAACUUACAGGUGGAGGCAAGUUGCUCUGUGUGCCUGGAGUAUCUGAAGGAGCCUGUCAUCAUUGAGUGUGGGCACAACUUCUGCAAAGCUUGCAUCACCCGCUGGUGGGAGGACCUAGAGAGGGACUUCCCUUGUCCUGUCUGUCGAAAGACAUCCCGCUACCGCAGUCUCCGGCCUAAUCGACAACUAGGCAGUAUGGUGGAAAUUGCCAAGCAGCUCCAGGCUGUCAAGCGGAAGAUCCGAGAUGAAAGCCUCUGCCCACAGCACCACGAGGCCCUCAGCCUCUUUUGCUAUGAGGACCAGGAGGCUGUAUGUUUGAUAUGUGCAAUUUCCCAUACCCACCGGGCCCACACCGUCGUGCCACUGGAUGAUGCCACACAGGAGUACAAGGAAAAAUUGCAGAAGUGCCUGGAGCCCCUGGAGCAGAAGCUGCAGGAGAUCACCCGCUGCAAGUCCUCUGAGGAGAAAAAGCCUGGAGAGCUCAAGAGACUAGUGGAGUGUCGCCGGCAACAGAUCUUAAAGGAAUUUGAAGAGCUUCAUAGGCGGCUGGACGAAGAGCAGCAGAUGUUGCUCUCACGACUAGAGGAGGAGGAACAAGACAUUCUACAGCGCCUCCGAGAAAAUGCUGCUCACCUUGGAGACAAGCGCCGGGACCUGGCCCACUUGGCUGCUGAGGUGGAGGGCAAGUGCUUACAGUCGGGCUUCGAGAUGCUUAAGGAUGUCAAAAGUACCCUGGAAAAAUGUGAGAAGGUGAAGACCAUGGAGGUGACUUCAGUGUCUAUAGAGCUGGAAAAGAACUUCAGCAAUUUCCCCCGACAGUACUUUGCCCUAAGGAAAAUCCUUAAACAGCUAAUUGCGGAUGUGACCCUGGACCCAGAGACUGCUCACCCUAACCUAGUCCUGUCAGAAGAUCGUAAGAGCGUCAAGUUUGUGGAGACAAGACUCCGGGAUCUCCCUGAUACACCACGGCGGUUCACCUUCUACCCUUGUGUCCUGGCUACUGAGGGCUUCACCUCAGGCCGACACUACUGGGAGGUGGAGGCAUCCGGGCUGGUCGGAAGAAUGCUGCUCCACUUACCAUCAGGCCCCCAACAGAUUGGGAGUGACAGGUAGGGAUGUGGGAAUAAUUGGGGUGAGUCAGGGUCAAGAGCUAUGGGCCUUCCUUCCUGUGACCUGCUGGAACGUCUUCGUGUCUGCCUGGUUCCAGUCCUGCACUGUCUAGGAGAAGCACCUUGGUUUCUAGAAUGGUUUAUAUGGAGGAGUAGAUAGGACUGGUCUGGGAUGAGAGCACAGCUGUGUCUCCCUCCUGUCAGGGUGGGGAGCUAGUUCCCAGGGGUUGUCUCCCCUGAAGUCCAUCAGGUUUUUCUAUUGCACAUGGAUAGGUUGGGAAGGAAGGAGAGGCUUUUCCGGAAACAGAAAGUCUGUGGGAGGGUCUGACUUGCUCAAAACCAGAAGAGGAAACAGAAACCCCUGUACAUCCUUUUAGGGGGUUCUUUGACCCAGAAUGGUCUUAUUUCUUGAGGAAGAUCAGAGGGGUCUGUGUACCUCUAGACUAAAAUAAAGAUGAAUGAUAGUUGUUGUUAUGGGUCUAGAAGUUAAGGAGUUUUUUGUUUUUGGUUUUUUGUUUUGGUUUUUUUUUUUUUUUUUGAGGGCAGAGAUUGAGCAUCAAGAUUAGAAAGAAAGUCGGGAAAGGGGCUAAAGGAACAGAUUCCUAGUGACUAAUGAAGGGGAUAGGGGUUUCUUUGGUCUUCCAUUCCCAGAGUAAGUUGCCAUUAUGAGUAGGAUUGGCCCGAGGUAGGAAUGGGGGGAGGAGAGGGUGAGAAGAAAGGAGAGGAGAACUUGGGUCCCUGCCUCAGCCUUCAGCAAAGCUGGCUUAGUGCCUGCCUCCUUAGAGUUGGUUGUCUCCAAGAUGUCAGCCAGUCACUUUUCUCCUGCAGAGAUGAGGUACCAGAGACCCCCAAGACACGUCUACCCAUUCACUGCUUUCCCAAGGGAACCUGGAAAGGACAGUCAGGUAUUAGAGGAAAGAGGAAGGUUUUUCUAUCCAAAGCCCUGGCCUUAAAGAAUGUUACCAAGUAGCUGCUCCCAAGUUCUCAGCCUUGGUGCUUGGCUAAGGUGUCCAAGCCAAAAAGGGAGAAAGGAAAUGGAGUCUUCCUCACCCUGAGGACAGGGUAGAAGAGAGGGUGUGUAGAGGGAAGGGUCAGGCAGGCAACUUCCUUUAGCCUGUGUGCAUAUGGCCUGGAACUAGUGUUCACAGGAGCCAGUCUUUUGCUUAUUUGUUGCCAUCCUUCACCUUUUGCCAUUUCCCCUAUCAGAGAAUGUAAAUCAUUUUGACAUUAGGCCAAAAUAAACAACUUGUAGGGUACAUAUGUUGUCAAAAAAGGUUAAAGCGAUGCAUGUCAAACCAAACUAAAAUGAUUUGAAAUAUCUGCUAUUUGGGUGAUCAGGGGUUCACAGAAGAUUGGGACAAGAAACUGCAGUUUAUUGAGGGUAUUUCAAUUCCUCCUACCACCUCAACAGGACUUUGUCCAGACUCUCCUCUUACCUUUGUGCCUUGACUGUGGUUCUUUGUGGCAAGAUGCUUUGGUUGGUAAAACAUAAUAUGGAACAAAGGAUCCACUGAAGUGAUCUCUGUGUUGUGUGGUAAUUUGAUGAUGGCCUUUUGUUGAUGUGUAAGAAUCACUGGUGUUAAGAAUGCAUGAUCCUGGGGUUCGCCCUCAGUGAUUGAUCAAGGUCUGGGGUGGGCCUGGAUGUCUACAUUUUAAACAUACUCCUCAUUGGAAUUUAGGGAUCCUUGUGAAAUUAAUCCUGGAGGAGGUUUUGGCCAUUUCUUCUGAGCUAGAGGCCUGGUUUCCUGCCUGGCCUGACAGGGUUUGAGAAGGGAGAGAGGCCUUAUUCUCUCCUGACUUAAUGCUGCCCUCUCCCUGUCUCAAGGUUCAUUCACGUUCUGCCCCUCCAGCUCACAUCCCUCUACUUCUGACUUCAGGAACUGGUGGUCAUUAACUAUGAGACAGAAGUAAACACAAGAUGUCAAACAGAACAAACUGGGAGACAGAGGUCAGAGUAAGGAAUGUG
This is a messenger RNA of Ailuropoda melanoleuca (giant panda), 3259 nucleotides long. RefSeq names its product tripartite motif containing 39 (gene TRIM39). Lineage: Eukaryota; Metazoa; Chordata; Mammalia; Carnivora; Ursidae. The record is from RefSeq and is a predicted model, not a curated record. Gene Ontology annotation, molecular function: protein binding; zinc ion binding. The transcript is spliced from 8 exons. Bases 122 to 1297 code for a protein of 391 amino acids.